GUAGAAUCUGGACUGCGCAUAUGUGCCUCUGCCUCUCUACAUCGUCGUCGUCGCCUCCACCUCUCUACGCGUCGUCAUCUCUGCCUCUCUACGUCGUCACCUCUGCCUCUCUAUGCCAUCGCCUCUGCCUCACCAUCUUUUGCGUCCAACCACAAUCACAAAGUCGCCCACAAUCACCAUCCUCACCAAUCGCGAGGAAGGAGAUGGAGGUAUAUCGCCGUCGGAGAAGCUUUCGGUUUCUUUUUGGAGAGCCAAAUCGACUGGUUCACAUCGAGUCGCGCUUCAUUGAGAUAGUGACCCUUUCAGUUUGUUUUUGGAGAUCCACAUCGACUUACUUCACAUUGAAUCGCGCUUCAUCAAGAGCCAGACGCGAUGAACAAGAAAAGCCUGAAAAACCGGAAAGACCGGUGGGGUUUAUGCCGGUCCAGGCUUUUACCGGUCCCGAAAAUUUUAACGGCGGAGACCAGCCCGUCUGCACACCAGCCGGUCCGAGCUCGAAUUUCAAUAUCUGUGUGCCGGUCUAGGACCGUGCCCGGCCCUAUAUAUACCUCCGCAAUGAGAUGAAUAACAUGUUAGACAAUUCAUUCUCCCAAAUCUUGUUAUAUUUGAGCGUAAGACGACAAUUUUUAACCC
Molecule: messenger RNA, 633 nt
Organism: Fragaria vesca subsp. vesca
Lineage: Eukaryota; Viridiplantae; Streptophyta; Magnoliopsida; Rosales; Rosaceae
Exons: 2
Coding region: 21-524 (167 amino acids)
Source: RefSeq, a predicted model, not a curated record